CUCCCUUGUAGCAGGCAGACGACAUUCGUAGAAACAUGAGUCUUUUUUGGUGAAUGUGUUGCCAAUACCCCAUGUUCCACAACGUGUUUUGAAGUAAAGAGGAAUCUUCUUCUACGCUAAGUAAUCAGUAUCAAACUAAGGGAUUUAGUGGACCGAAGCACAUGCUCCACUUACGACAGAUGAUUCCGAGAAAACACUGAUUAUCGUAUGUCAUUAUCAGUACAGAAAGCUUGUUUAGUCAAGGACGAAUUAAAUUCCGGUCUACAUAGUGACAACAAUGUUACACUGUCAAAUCAAAGUCAUUUCCAGGAAUGUUUUAUCUUUGAUCAUUAGGCCCCAAAGGUAUUGCACUAAAUGUGUAGCUCGACAUAUACGUUUGAAGAAUGAAUGUCUUAAGAAAGAUGAGACUAUGCUCAACUCCAAAAUGGUCUGUGCAAAGUACAAGGAAAGACUAACUUCAGCACGCAGGAAUCAUUCAACUGUGACAAAAGCUUCAUCUCUGUAUGGCAUUGGCUCAUCAGAUGAUCGCCAGGAAGCAUCAGUGAAAAUUGAUCUUGAUUUGGAUGCUAGACUUUCCGAUGACAAUAUUAGAUGUCUUAGAGAGAAUCUAUUAGCAAGAGGCAUUUUGUUUGAUUUAGAGCAGCUGGUGAAAGACUACAAAGUCUUCAAAAAUUUAUCUCAACAAAAAGACAUACUUUUAGAUGAGCGCACCAAUGUCGCUAGAGCAAUGGCUGAUAUUGUCAGAGGAAAGUCUCCUAAUGAUAUAAAUGCUAAGGAAUUAUUGAUCAGUCAAGGAGCAGAAAUAAAGGAGAAGCUGAAAUCAACAAUGGCUGCAUGGUGGAAGGCGGAGGAGAAUGUGCUGUCCAGAGCCUUGCAGCUACCAAACAGACUUCAUGCUGAAACUCCAUUGUCCGAAGAGAAAGUACUAGAAAGGUGCCAAGGAACCAUUGAGAUGAAAGGUGAACCAGCUAGUCACCUUCAGUAUGCUGAGAAGCUUGGACUUCUAAAAUUCAGUGGUGUUGGGCCUCGAGCGACAUACCUGAUGGGAGAACUAGCAGAAAUGGAAGGUUUACUUGUUCAACAUGUGACCAGUCAACUACUGUCAGCUGGGCUUCAGCAAAUAGCUUGCCCAGAGAUCUUUAGGACUCUAGUUGUGGAAGGUUGUGGGCUUGAUUAUGACAGUCCUAAUGAGGUUUUCACUCUAUAUCAAAAAGAAGAUCACCUGAAGGCUAAUGCAUUCCACCUGAAAGGCAAUUCACUGCUGUCCUAUGCAGCAUUCUUGACAAAACAACAGAUUAAGACUUUGUACUUGCCGCUAAAGAUGUUUGCUGUUGGCCGUCACUACAAACCUCCUGUCUGUGAAGAUUUUCCAGGACUGUAUGGAACUAUUCAGUCCAACAGAAUAACAGUAUUUACAGCUUGCAAAGAUGCAUCUGAAGCCACAGACACUCAGAACUUAUUGACACAUUUUAUUUGGACUAUGAUAAAAAAUCUAGGCCUUCCUGCGAGACUUAUUCUUGUGGAACCAUCUUCCUUAACAGUAUCUGAAAGCCUUCGUGCAGAAAUACAAGUCUGGGCUCCUUCACUAAAAACUUUUGUACAGGUGGCAGCAGUCAGUAACCAUGGCGACUACGUAAGUCGCCGAUUGAUGACUUUUCACAGCGGAGAAUCACACACCAAAGACAAAAGUUAUGUGCAUAUGGUUAGCGGCGUGGCGUUGGACGUCACCAUGUUCCUGGCUUCUCUACUGGAGCACUCUUACCAAGAGGGAACGUUCCACCUUUUUCAGCCAUCGUGCCUAGCGACGCGGCAACCUAAAGUGUGAUUCAAGUGUUUGAUCUCCCGAAAGACUUCAUUCGGCCAUGUCAUCUUUAAACAUUAACGACUGGAUGUUUUCAACGACCUAGUGAGUGGCUACUAGCAAGCAUCAGAUCUUGCUCUAUAAAGGUCCACCAAGAUAUUGGGACAAAAUAUUUACCAUGUCAUCAUCUCCUUUAAUAAAACAAAUAAGUCCUUUGUUAAAGAGAGUUUUAAUUCCGUAUUCUUCCAAAAACUGUUUAGGGUGGUCCGAAGGCGCAGCGGUUAUUGCCUGUCACCAAUACAGUGAAGGUUGGCUGUCCUGGGUUCAGCUCUCGUCUCGGGCACGCUGUUCUUUCUCUGUAUGUUGCAUCUGUUUACAUGGUUGGCUGCUGUGAUAUAGCAUUAGUUGCUGGCUGGGCGUAAAACGCCGAUUUCCCCUCCUCCAGGAACUGUAUAAUUAGGUCGUCGUCACAGACUUUCAUUAUCACAGACUUUAGAGCUUCUGUUGAAAUAUAUUUUGUCAGACGGUAAACAAGUUUCUUUGUUGAACUUCACACUGUCUUCCUUAGAUUACGCACCUCUCUGGAUUACAGGGACAUUGCGUCCAGCUCAGUUUUGUACUACAGAACACGUUCUGUGCAAGCUUUCGUUAAGUCCAUGCUUUCUAUGGUAUCAAUAUUAGUUUCUUAAAACGAAAUUUAGUACAUACAGUUUUUUUUUAGCUGUAGACAACUAUAUAGGGAUAAUUAAUUUGGCAUUGAGUCAGAGUUUGCAACAACAAAAAUUUCCGGAAACCGCUUCAGAAUGAAGGAGAUACAAAAAUAUUGAUAGUGAUGUACGCUAGUCACCAAGUUGUAAAAUUCGAAAUUUUUAUUAUUUUUAAGGGAACAAAGUCUAAAGUUCACGCAAACACUUUUACAUAAAAUAAAUUGUGGUCGACUUCGUUUCGUGUCUUAAAACUCGACUGACAUUUAAAUAUGACCCAUGCAGAAUUUUUUCUCUCUCGGAGAGAGAUUGGGCUGCUAGUGGCUCAGUAGGGUCAAUUAAAUGUGUGGGCACAGAGCAUUCACCGCCAUCUACAUGACACUACGCCACCGCCACAAGGUCUGCCUGUACCCGACAGACAACGAAAACAUUUCGAUCGAGUAGACGGCGUAUUACCUGGUUGUUUUAAAGCAAACAGUUAGUGUAUGUGUAAACGCGGUGUUGGGAUGUGGAACAAAAGUAAUCUUUGCGCUGCUCCAGCCAGAAGCUUGGAUUUAAAAGUAAAAAUGUGUUUUUGUUCUUUCUCAAUUUUAUAGUAUUAGUGUAUACGUAAGCAUGCUUGUUAGCUUUGUGUGUGUGUGUAAAAACUGCUUAUGGGAUAUCACAACACGUUUGUCACUAAAUCUCGCUGUUGGUUGGACCCUAAGUAGCCCUAGGGGCCAACACACUGAGAGACAGCCGCUAACACGGUGACUGUUCUGUCUGCUGAAAACGGGAAACUUUAACGGUGGGUUUGGAGUUGAGGGGGGGUUGGUGUUGUACGCCGAACCGGCAACUAAGACUAUAUCAUGGCAAGGCAGCCCUGUAGAGGGAAAACCAGCAACAGGCGUGUUUGUGUGUCGGGUAUUCUUAUCGGACAGAUGUCCUGACAAGGGUGAAUGACGCUUGAGCUAUUCAGUCUGUCCGUGUCUGGAAACCCCGCCUGGUUUUUUAGUGAAACCCAGCUGGUGUGUGGCGAUUUUGUCAAUUAUUCAGCGCACACUCGUCGGAUGUGGAUGACGGGAAAGAGAGUCAGGUAAAGAUUAAUAUUGUGUUAUAAAUGUCGUAAAGGUAAAUUUUAAAAGGCAAGAGAAAGGUUAGUAUUAUCUACUCCCCCGAUUGUAAAUGCCUAAAAACUCAAGAAGACAACAAAAAACAGCUGAGGUGCAAACGAUACGAGUAGAGGUCUCAGUGCUGACAGCCAAACUCAACAUAUGUGGUCGACAUUUUGUUUCAUGAUUUUCAGACAAAUGACGAGUUUAAUCAGCUAUAUCCCAUCGUGGAUAUAAAGGUCAGUGAAAACAUUAAAGUCACCUCGGCGAGCAAAACAACCGCUAACAGUGUCAUCUCCAACAUUUUUCCAGGCUGGGAGACAAGAUGCCUGCCCUACCCUCAGCAUGUUGAAAAUUGGCAUUGUUGCAAGAUUGACAUUAACAAAUAUCCACAAAGCUGUCGCACAAUAAACAGUUUUAUUACAGGACUACUCUACCUGCUCACGAUGAUGUCUCUCAAAAACGGGGUGGUUAGAGCGCUGGCGUCCGAGCUGAGAAGCGCUGGUUCGAUACCCUGCAGGCGGAAACAAGUACCUGACUCCACAGAGGAUUGGGGAAGGUUAGGAAGCGAGGAAGAGGAGAUGAGAGCCAGACUCGAAUAAAGCUGGCCCCGAGAAAAGCGAGGUCUGUAACACCUCAACCACCUGAAAAGGUUAUAAGACGACCUUUAUCUCGAAAACUGAAGAGGGUAGUCACCAGCAUCGUUGAAAAUAACCUUUUGAGCUCUACCUAGCAACAAAAU
Messenger RNA from Pomacea canaliculata, 4338 nucleotides. Its product is annotated as serine--tRNA synthetase-like protein Slimp. The coding region runs from base 278 to 1825 and encodes 515 amino acids. Gene Ontology annotation, molecular function: serine-tRNA ligase activity; tRNA binding; ATP binding. The transcript is spliced from 17 exons. Lineage: Eukaryota; Metazoa; Mollusca; Gastropoda; Architaenioglossa; Ampullariidae. Gene Ontology annotation, cellular component: mitochondrion. Gene Ontology annotation, biological process: mitochondrial seryl-tRNA aminoacylation. The record is from RefSeq and is a predicted model, not a curated record.